AUGGCGUUUCUGCUCGAGCGCUGGUUCGAUCAUCUGGAGGACUGCUUUGAUGAUGACAGCCCCGAAAUAAAGCAGUUCUAUCUCGCUUGUGCCAAAUUCCGCCAGAAAUAUGGUUACAAUCCCGACGAAGACUUUGCCACAGACGCACAGAAGAUGGAAUUCUGUGAAUCUGUCUUGCAAGUUCCUACUGAACUUAAGGAGAGAUGUUUCCAGGUUCUGAAGCACAAGACUAUCCUUGGAGUCAGUUCAGCGAGCACCAGCAUCCAAAACAACACCAUGAGUGCUUCGGAAUUUGCGAGCAGCACCGGCGAUAUGGAAGAGACAGAGUUCAAGACACCUUUCACAAUCAACGACAACGGUGCUGUCCAGGAUCACCCAAAGGAAGCACACUCCGAACACAAGCAAGAAGGCCAGGAAAGCCAGAAGAAGUCAAUCAACAGCGAUGAUGGUUCCAACGUCUCGCUUGAGAACAUGUCUACGCCAGUCUCAAACGGUGUGAGCCAAAUUCCUAGCUCCAACAGUCAGGAAGAUGUCAAGGAGCGCGGUUGGCUGGACAUGUCAAAAGGAAAGCAUACAAUCGAGGAGGAGCCUGCUUUCAAGGACCAGAGCGCUUGUGACGCCUGUCUCGACGUAGAAGAAUCCACUCCCAAGGACGAAAUGGGCGCCAACAACUUCCUUCCCAAGCGCCUGCAGCACUGGAAGGCCAUGCUCGCCGCAAAGAAGUGCUCGGUCUCUAACAAAGAAGACGACAAAGACCCGGCCUCUAACAUUCUCGACUUCAACGCCAGCAUGCUGGAUCGCGAAGACUACGAUCAGAUGCUCCGCUCAGUCGCCUCGAACAAGCAGUCAGACGAGAACGCCUCCAAUUCCAACCUCGAACAAGUCUCCUCAUCCGAGCAAUACACAGCAACUAACGCCCUUCUCUAUGGCCUCACCGUGCUCAAAGCCGCUUCACCAAUUCAACAAAAUGAGAUGGUGACUUCGCUCCUGCACCCCAAGGUCCGCAGAAUGCAGCCUAGUCUGGNNUUCGAGAUGAAUGCUCUGCUGCUUGAGCUAGACACGCAGAAGUUGUUGAAAAUGAGUGUGGAUGAGGAUGCUUUGCAUACCAGAGCUAAGAAGGUGGCCAGGGAUUGGGGUGUCGAGUUGUCUUCGCUUGAAGAUGGUCCUAGUGGACUUGCUUGGUAG
Messenger RNA from Aureobasidium musti, 1185 nucleotides. The record is from the annotation of a GenBank genome assembly. NCBI's taxonomy places the organism in Eukaryota, Fungi, Ascomycota, Dothideomycetes, Dothideales, Saccotheciaceae.